Molecule: messenger RNA, 2570 nt
Organism: Amoebophrya sp. A25
Lineage: Eukaryota; Dinophyceae; Syndiniales; Amoebophryaceae
Source: the annotation of a GenBank genome assembly
AUGAGUUUGCGCAGCGAUGGCGGGAACGUCCGCGUCGAGGUCGGGAAGGCGUUCAACAAACGCAGGUCCGAUUUUGCGACUGAAGAGGAGGCGGAGGAUUAUGCGGAAUUGAAAGCGAAGUAUGUCAGUUGGCUCAAUGAUCCUACAGCCACAAUUCGUGUCACUCUCCGGUCUUCUGCGGAUACCCUACCUACUUGGCGCGUCGUAGGCACUGAAGCAGACAGCAUAGACCUGUACCAUAGAGCAUGGAGUGCGUUCGUGGAACCUGAAGAGCCGAGCACUUCUGGUGUUGCUGACUCAUCCGCCUCCUCCUUCACCGACGAAAUAUCUUUUCGUAGUCGCUUUGAGCAAAUUGGUGGCAGCAGUGGGAGUCAACAAGGAGAGUAUUCAAAAGAGGAAAUGGUCAUCAAGGGAAAAAUGCUUUGCAAGAUGAAAGGGAAGGGCAAGAAAGGAAAAGAAGCCAUGGCAGCAGUAAAAGGGAAGAUGCAAGAGCUUUUUCCGAAAGAUGGUACUGGAGAUAAAGAUACCACACCAGCAGAGGUGCCUCCUGUACUAGCAGGCAUGGAGUCAGCGACAAUUCGCGUUGCGGCAAUAAAAGCUUUCCCACCUCACGAGCAUGCGGCAUCCGCCGCACGUACCGCACCAGCGGACGCAACAAGUGUGGUUAUUACGCACGUGCAGCCGGGCAGCUUGUGCGACUACGCUGACGUGCGCGAGGGCUUCUGGUUACACUCGGUGCAAUUCCAGGACACGCCGGCAGCCGCCGCAGAUUUCGUUGCGAGCAAUAAUCUCGGCGUCGAAGCCGUGCGGCGACGGAACCUCUAUCCGAUUACGCUGAGUUUUCGCGCCAAUCACGUGCUCUUGCUGGAGGAGCUGCAGCGCAUGAAGCAAGUUAUUCCCAGUCAUCUUGGGGGUGGUAACAUAAUUAGACCAGGAUAUGGACCUAUGAUAUGGGAUGCAGCCGAGAAAGAGGAAUUGUGGAAACGCCGGUUUUUGCGUAUACAAAGAUCUUCAAAGCAAGUAGAUAGUUCGAAGAUUGCUGCUACCUUGGGAGCGAUUGAAGCCGGAGCAAAUGCCAGUUCUGGUGGUGAUAACGAAGACCAAGCUAAGAAACGAAAGCUCUCCGCUGAUAAGUCACCUUCCGAUCUUGAGGGAGGAAAGGGGGUCGAAAAGCAGGGGACGACGGGCAGCAGCUUCACUGAGCGGAUGCUUCGGGAAGAACGCAGAAAAGUCUUGCAAAUUCGGCGGGCGAUUCAGGAAGGAGAAAGGAUGCACACUCUUCUUGCACGGCCUUGGGAAGAACGGAGAAAAGCUGUGAAUCCAAAUCAGCACUUUUUCGACAAUGUAGCGAAGGGCAACGGAGGCGCAUCAUCUUCAGCUAGCACAGGAAUUCUGGGUAAAGGCAGUGAUCCGCAACAAAGUGCAGCCGCUACCUACCAGCAUCCCUUUCGACAAGAGCACGCAUCUUUGCUGAGAAAGUACGCGCAUUUCUCUGACGUGGACUUAGCCGGCGAUGAGAUGGACUUGCUUGCCACUACAGCACUAGCCAAUAACGAGGAACUACAGAAAAAACUGACUCUCCAAAAUGCAAUGAUGGCUGGAGGCUGCCGAGUCGACGAUUGGCGCAAACGAGCUGAAAAACUCCUGCUCCCAAAAUAAUAACCCGAACUCCCUCCAGUGGCCCCGGAGCAGAUUGUUUUCGCACUUAUCUACUCUAUCGUCCCGAAUUUGUAUUCCUAUCAAACACAUGCACAACUUAGUGUUGGAACCGAGAUGACUCGUUCACUUUUUAUAGUGCUCUGUUGUUUUAUCGCUGAUCUCCCCGCAGGCCUUUUUAUUUUAUCCAGCAGUUGUAAACAGCCAACAAAGCGCUUGGGUUACUGCUUCCACACUCAAUUUUCACGGAUGUACCCUAAAGUUCAUGAAAAGGAAGGUUUUAGUUUCUGUAUGCGAUCAAGGUUAUAGCCUUGACCGUGAAAAUCGGAGUGGAAUUUUCUCCGUUCAAGUAGGACUCGUGUUAAGUGUCAGCACUUAUUCCAGAUGUUGCUUGUUCAGUUAACUUAAACACAAGAAAAGAAAACUCACAAGAAGGGAAAGGUCAUAGGAGAACCAAACUUAUGUCGGUGCUAAGAAGGAACAAUUAUACAAGGAAACACAAGUUUAGUACACUUAAACACUUAGUAGGAAGAUGGGACAUAUGAACGGAAAAUAAUUGUCAUGCGGGAGGUGUUAAGAGUUGACGCUUAUGAGACACGCCAUGACUUUAAUGCACUUAAACACAAAACAAGGAUCAGGUGGAAAUGAUGCUUAAUAGCAGAUUGCAUGCUCAUGCCACUCAAAUACUUACAGAAGGCACGCCACCACUCAUUUACACCUUUAUUACACAUAUCCACAGACGUGAGACAACUUGUUGAGACUUUCUUCCAGUUCUUUUACACCCACCACCAGCUUACUCUUGUUAUUUUUCAUCACCACCACCAGCACAUUCUUAUUUUUCUAGGACGGAAGAAAGGGAAGACACUUAGGCACGCGCACCAAUUCUCAUCGUCAUUCAUAUUCGCCAAGACUUC